GGGAGUGCUGUCGAGGAGAGACGAGGCUUGGAGCAGCAGACCGACAAGCAGGCGGCUCUUUGUUAACCCUCAUCAGCAUUGUAGCGUUCAUUUCUUAUAAUAAGCGGGUAGUAUAAAUUAUUCGGCGUCUUGAGAUUGAACUAAAGUAUCAAAAUGAGUACAAUCAACGUGAAGAAGCUGAAAGUAAACGAGCUGAAGGACGAGCUAAAAAAGCGGCAGCUCUCAGAUAAAGGCCUGAAGGCCGAGCUGAUGGACCGCCUGCAGGCCGCGCUGGAUGCCGAGGCUGAAGCCGGAGAAGCCGCCGUGGCGGAGCCAGAACAAGAAGCCGAUGAGAAUGGAGGUGAGGAAACUGGUGGGGAGGUCGAACCCGAAAAUAUAGGAGAUGCGCUGGAGGACGAAGAGGCUCCCGUGGAAGAGAGCAUGGAGGCCGAGGAGGAAAAUGGAGGCGAAGCGGCAGAGGAAGAUCUGGGUCAGGACGAUGAAAUGGCCGCCGAAGAGGAGGAAGAUGGAGACGCCGCCAUUGACAUGGACAAAGCGCUCGAAGACGACGAUGAAGACGAUGAGAAACUCGGUGGUGAAGAUGGUGAGCAAGAGUCGCAGCCCACAGAGGGAGAUGCUGACAAAGACAACAAUGCUGAUCAGAAGAAUAAGAAGGGUGUUAAGAGACGCCGAGAGGAGCAUGGAAGGGGCUACUUUGAAUUUAUUGAAGAAAGCAAAUACAGCCGGGCCAAGUCUCCCUUGCCACCACUGGAAGAGGAGGAUGAGGAGUUUGAUGAUACCCUGGUUUGUCUGGACCUCCACAACUGCGACCUGCACUUAAAAGUGUCCCGUGACCGCUACAGUGCCACUUCUCUUACCAUGGAGAGCUUUGCUUACCUGUGGGCUGGUGGCCGGGGUUCUUAUGGUGUAAACCAGGGAAAAGCCUGCUUUGAAAUGACUGUCACUGAGAAGAUCCCAGUGAAGCACGUGAAGAGUAAGAAUGUUGUGCAUGACGUGCAGAUCGGAUGGUCACUAGCUAAUGGAAGUCUGCUGCUGGGUGAGGAUGAGCAUUCUUAUGCCUUUGGACUCAAAGGGAAGAAGACUGCGAAUUGUGAGACUGAAGACUAUGGCGAGGAAUUUGAUGAAAAUGAUGUCAUUGGCUGCUCUAUUAAUUUUGAUGCGGAUGAAGUUGAAAUUUCCUACUUCAGGAAUGGGAAGGACCUUGGUGUGGCAUUUAAGAUCAGUAAAGAGGCUUUGGAUGGACGUACUGUCUUUCCCCACGUCCUCUGCCACAACUGCUCUGUAGAGUUCAACUUUGGCCAGAAGGAGACCCCUGCUUUCCCUAUGCCAGAGGGCUUCACCUUCCUCCAACAGAUCCCAGAGGAUGUCCGUGUUCGUGGACCAAAGGGCCCUGAGACCAAAAAGGACUGUGAGGUGAUUGUCAUGGUUGGUCUGCCUGGAUCAGGAAAGACCACAUGGGUGAAUAAGUAUGUUGCAGAAAACCCUGGUAAAUAUACAGUUCUGGGAACUGACAGCAUUGUUGAGAAGAUGAUGCUUGCCAGCCUGAAGAGACAGGAAAAAGACACAACAAAACUUGCUGCCAUUUCUCAAAGUGCACCACUUUUUCUUGGCAAGUUUAUUGAGAUUGCUGCCCGCAAGAAAAGGAACUACAUCUUUGAUCAGACCAACAUUUCUGCUGCUGCCCAGAGAAGAAAGAUGUGCUUGUUUGCUGGCUUCCAGCGCAAGGCUGUGAUAGUCUUGCCCACAGAUGAGGACUACAAGGAGAGGUCCCAGAAGAAAGUUGAAGCUGAUGGCAAAGAUGUUCCUGAGCAUGCUGUGCUGAAGAUGAAGGGCUUAUACUCGCUGCCAGAAGUAGGUGGUUGCUUCUCAGAUGUCACUUAUGUAGAGCUGCAGAAGGAUGAGGCUGUCAAGCUUCUUGAGCAGUACAAGGAGGAGAGCAAGAGUGCCCUACCCCCAGAGAAGAAGGCUAACCAAGGCUCAUCCAAGAAGGGAGGUGGAGGUGGUGGCCGCAACAGAGGUGGAAAGGGCCAGUAUGGACGGAGUGGAGGCAAAGGCCAUUUCAACAGAAGCGGCGGAGGCAAAGGCCACUAUCAUCGGGGUGGUGGCGGCCCAGGGCCACGUAGAGGUUACCAGAACCGUGGACACUAUGGUGAAAUGCACAUGCCCCAUCCCUUCUUUGGCAGAGUUCCACGCCCUCUGCCACCUCCUCCUCUCCGCCUAGGCUACCCAGGCCAUGGUGGUUACGGCCGUGUCUCUGGAGGACCCCCCGGCAGGAUGCCACCCAGAGGACCAGCCAGAAACAGCAUUGGCAAUAUACCACACAGAGGUGAAGCGAUGCACCGUGGCAAACCCAUGAACCGUGGAGGUGGACAGGGUGGACCCAGCAGGGGCAACUUUGGCCAGAAAUUCCGUGGGCAUGGAGGAAACCAGCAGGGUCGUGGUGGAUAUGGAAACAGAAAUGGAAACUUUGGCAUGAAUAAAGCUCAAGCCUUCAAUCAGAGCUGGCACCAAGGGUUCUGGAACCAGAAGCCAUGGAGUCAGAAGUACCACCCAGGAUAUUACUAAACAGGCUUUUGCAUUAAAGACUGGUGGCUUGUGGAAAUACCCCCCUCUUGCAACCACAGAUCCAUUUUUACCCUCUUUUAAAAACGUUUUUAAAUAAGAAAUUGAAGGGACAUACAUUCCACAAACCCACAAGUAUCCCAUAGAUGUAUAAUGGGUUCCCCUUUUGUAAAUUUUCUGUUUUUCUUCAGGUCCCAUGUUUUGAUAUUGAGAAACCACGUUUUGUUCUGCGUGGGACGCUUUUGAUUUUACUUAAUUUCAGAGUUGUGCAUUUUAUUUUGUAAAAUGUCUUACUCAGUGUAAAUUAUUAUUUUGCAAGCUGUAUGGAUCACAUUUGAGUGUUCUGUUAGACUAUUUCUAGUAAUUGUAGUAACUUGGCAUCUUCACAGAUCUCAUGCUGAUGUUGUUACUAAGCUUUGUUUAUUGUCUGCAAUCCAUUAUGUACCACUUGCAUCAUAGGUUUGCAAUAAAUGGGUUAUUUGCUUUUGUA
This is a messenger RNA of Trichomycterus rosablanca, 3052 nucleotides long. RefSeq names its product heterogeneous nuclear ribonucleoprotein Ub (gene hnrnpub). Gene Ontology annotation, molecular function: promoter-specific chromatin binding; TFIIH-class transcription factor complex binding; poly(G) binding. The record is from RefSeq and is a predicted model, not a curated record. Gene Ontology annotation, biological process: negative regulation of transcription by RNA polymerase II; RNA localization to chromatin; CRD-mediated mRNA stabilization. The transcript is spliced from 14 exons. NCBI's taxonomy places the organism in Eukaryota, Metazoa, Chordata, Actinopteri, Siluriformes, Trichomycteridae. Bases 154 to 2565 code for a protein of 803 amino acids. Gene Ontology annotation, cellular component: CRD-mediated mRNA stability complex; nuclear matrix; catalytic step 2 spliceosome.